Molecule: messenger RNA, 510 nt
Organism: Amoebophrya sp. A120
Lineage: Eukaryota; Dinophyceae; Syndiniales; Amoebophryaceae
Source: the annotation of a GenBank genome assembly
AUGGCGACACUGGAUUCGCAUAGACUCGUGCUUGACAUUCGCUGGCACCGUGAUCAUCUUCUUCUUGAACCGGUUGCCCUGCAUGGGAAACGCGCAUAUCUGUGUGCGCUCGUUACGAAACUCCUCAACGGGAUGCCACUUCCACUGUUGGUCUUGCGCGAUCCUCGUGAACUCGUUCCGCACGUGAUGCUCCGCGUGUUCGGCAAUUGCGCCGACCGUUGUUUUGAAGUCCUUUUUGCACUCGGAACAGUGGAACACAUCAUGCGAUUUUUCAUCGAUGAAGGCGGCAUACUUAUGCAACAGGUCCUUGCGCUCCUUCUCUUCUUGGUUUCUCACCGCUCUGUCGAUCGAAACCCCUCGCAUUGCAAUUUCGUCGCCAUACCAGUUUGCGGAGAAAUCACGAGCGCCAUGGACUGCAUGCCAGUGCUGGAGAUAGUCGCCCCGAAAAGUGAUGUGGCAGAGCGGGCAUCGUCGAGUAUGGACAAGCGAAGAUGGACAACCUUCUUGUAG